This is a messenger RNA of Bombus pascuorum, 948 nucleotides long. Its product is annotated as sideroflexin-2-like. The transcript has 6 exons. Gene Ontology annotation, molecular function: monoatomic ion transmembrane transporter activity. NCBI's taxonomy places the organism in Eukaryota, Metazoa, Arthropoda, Insecta, Hymenoptera, Apidae. Gene Ontology annotation, cellular component: mitochondrial inner membrane. Gene Ontology annotation, biological process: monoatomic ion transport; mitochondrial transmembrane transport. The coding region runs from base 1 to 948 and encodes 315 amino acids. The record is from RefSeq and is a predicted model, not a curated record.
AUGAACGUCAACGAAAGAAUCGAUAUUGAUAAACCAUUAUGGGAUCAGUCUACGUAUAUUGGUAGACUGAAACAUUACGCUUUCAUUACUGAUUGCCGUAUGAUUUUUGUGAACAAUCAGAAAUUAAGAGAAGCUAAACAAUUCUGUGAUGAUUACAAAAGAGGCAACAUACCUCCCGGAACACGAAUGUCCGAUGUUAUUCGUGCAAAGCAACUCAGGGACGGUGCAUUUCAUCCAGAAACUAGUGAAUUAAUACCUAGUUUUACCAGAUUGUCCUUUCAAAUGCCUACUUCAGUUAUACUUACGGCGUCUAUGUUAGCAUGUCAAAAAAGUACCCUUGCUAUAAUAAUAAUUCAAGCAGUACAUCAAAUACAUAAUGCUAUUGUAAACGACGUGUACAAAAGUAAGCUAAAUGGCGAUGAUAAAAGUUUGCUUGUUGCUUCUUUAUGCUUCUUAGCGUCUUACAUUAUACUUUUUCUUAUACUUUUCUGUCAUCAGAGGUGUCUGCCAUUUUGUGCAGUGACUACUGGUCACAUAAUAAAUUUGCCAGUUAUACGUUACAAAGAGAUCACAACAGGAAUUCCAAUAUACAUGAAAGACAAAACAGAACCUUUCAUGAAAUCAAAAGUAGCAGCUGUGAAGAGUAUUUGUGAAUGUUUAGUCUCAAGAAUAGCUAUGUCCAUACCAUGUUUUCUUCUCAUUCCAAUCAUCACUCAGAAACUUAUGCCCUAUUGUUUUUCUCAGCAUCGACCAUGGAUCUUAAUUUCAAUUCAAACUGGUUUAUGUGCUAUAGGCUGCAUAUUUGCAAUUCCGUCCGCCCUUGCGAUUUUCCCCGAUAGAAACUCUAUGAGUCCGAUAUUGAUGAAGUUGCAUCCAUCCGAAUAUGAAGAGUUUAAGGAACAUGUGAAAGAACAUAUAGAUAAAGUGUAUUAUAAUAAAGGUCUAUAA